Molecule: messenger RNA, 10096 nt
Organism: Syngnathus acus (greater pipefish)
Lineage: Eukaryota; Metazoa; Chordata; Actinopteri; Syngnathiformes; Syngnathidae
Product: C-myc promoter-binding protein-like
Exons: 34
Coding region: 267-6209 (1980 amino acids)
Biological process (GO): regulation of Rab protein signal transduction
Cellular component (GO): ESCRT I complex; cytoplasmic vesicle
Molecular function (GO): protein binding
Source: RefSeq, a predicted model, not a curated record
CGCCGGGUAGCGGAUUUUCCCCAUCACAAGCAAAAUGGCGACUGAGCGGACAGCCGACCCGGCUCGGCGCGGUGACUGACAGGGGAGGCAAUACGUUUCACUCGACCAGACUCAAAACAGUCACGUUGUGAGACGACUGGAUAAACGCACGGAACGAUGGCUACCACAUAAAUGCACUAGCACCGGUAGAUGACAACCGACGAAGCUGCGCCCGGAAGACUAAAAAUAACGUUUCCAACUGGGGCACUUGGUGGUAAUGGGAAACGAUGGAGGAUAAAGGCCCUCGUGUAGCUGACUAUUUUGUGGUGGCUGGACUGACAGACUCAUCCAAGCCUUUGGACCAGGAAAUCCACUUUGACGAUGCCUGCCACAAAACUGCCAAGCCCAAGUCGCCCAUCACUGAUGUGGCUGUGGUGAUUCGCUCAAUCGGCGACGAGGUGCCACCAGGAUUUACAUGCAUUGAGACGACACCAAGUGGACAUUCUGCUGAUCUCAAUAAUGGAGGGCUGAUGGCACCCCAGAUUUUCCUAUGCUUCAGGCGAGGUUGUGACAAGCCACCACUCAUUGACCUGGGCGUCCUCUAUGAGUGGAAAGAGAGACUAAAGCAAGGCUGCCACCUCAUCCAGACAACCCCCUCUGGUCGCCCAGCCAACAUCAGUGGAAACUCUUCCCAACGCAUCUAUGUCACCUACCGGAGGGCACCUGAAAGCCACUCACAUGCUGCUCUUGCUGUUACCGACAUCUGUAUCAUUAUCCCAAGCAAAGGAGAGACUCCUCCCCACACCUUCUGCAAGGUGGAGAAGAAUCUUAACAGCAGUAUGUGGGGAUCUUCUGUCUACCUAUGUUAUAAGAAGUCUGUGACCAAAACCAACUCGAUAGCAUACAAAGCAGGACUAUUCAGCAGAUAUCCAGAAGAGGACUAUGAGUCAUUCCCACUGCCAGAAUCUGUUCCUCUCUUCUGCCUUCCCAUGGGGGCCACAAUUGAGUGUUGGCCCAUGAACACUAAAUACUCACUCCCUGUUUUCUCUACAUUUGUCUUGACUGGAGCCUCUGGAGAGAAGGUAUACGGUGCUGCCAUACAGUUCUAUGAGCCCUACCCGCAAGAGUGUCUGACUGAUCAACAGAGCUCCCAGCUGGGUCUACUUAACACAGAUACACCCAAAGACUCCCCCUGCAACAGCCCAACUGAUGUCACCAACCAUACCACUUCCCACACCUGCUCCGUCUACACCAACAAAUGUAUCUGCUUGCUUUCACACUGGCCCUUCUUCGAUGCUUUUCGCAAGUUCCUUACCUUCCUGUAUCGGUAUUCCAUCUCUGGCCCUCAUGCCUUGCCAAUUGAGAAGCACAUUUCUCAUUUCAUGCACAAAGUUCCCUUCCCUUCUUCUCAGAGGCCUCGCAUCCUGGUGCAGCUUUCACCUCAUGACAGUCUGAUGUUAAGCCAGCCAGUAUCAUCUCCAUUACAACUCAGUGGUGGACGUUUUUCCACGUUGCUCCAGAACCUUGGUCCAGAGAAUGCCAUCACCCUGCUGGUGUUUGCUGUCACUGAACAAAAGAUUUUAGUUCACUCAUUACGACCCGCAGUACUGACCAGUGUAACCGAAGCUUUGGUGUCUAUGAUCUUCCCCUUCCAUUGGCCUUGCCCAUAUAUUCCUCUUUGCCCCCUGGCACUGGCUGAUGUGUUAAGUGCCCCAUGUCCGUUUAUCGUAGGAGUGGACUCUCGGUAUUUUGAACUUUAUGACCCUCCACCAGAUGUGAACUGUGUUGACCUGGACACAAACACCAUAUUCCAUAAUGAAGAUAAACGAAACCUCACGUGGAAGAUCUUGCCCAAGAAAGCCUGUAAAAACUUAAUGAAUGUGCUGAACAAUCUUUACCAGCAACUAGUUGAUGGUCAGUAUCAGUCUGAUAGCUUGCUAGAGCUCAGCAUCAGUGAUUUAUCAGAAUUAAGCUGUGGAAAAAGUCUCCAAACUGUGGAGCUUGAGAUCCAGGAAACCUUUCUGCGCUUCAUGGCAGCAAUUUUAAAGGGAUACCGUUCCUUCCUGCGACCUAUUACCCAGGCACCAUCUGAGAAAGCCACAGAUGCCAGCUCACUCUUUGACUUGAACGGGUUCUUGAAAAGCCGUGACCGCUCCCACCAGAAAUUCUACUCGCUGAUGACCAGAACCCAGAUGUUCAUCCGCUUUAUUGAGGAAUGCUCUUUUGUUAGCGACAAAGAUGCCAGUCUGGCCUUCUUCGAUGACUGUGUGGAAAAACUGUACAGCUCUGAUCGGAGUGCCGAAAAGGGGGUCAAGGGAGAUGCUGACAGGCCAGAAGAAACCAGGUUGAUAGAGACGGAUGAAUCCCACCGAAGUGAGCACACGGUCUUCAUCACACCUCCAGAGUUGCCUCCUCUGCCUGAAGACAAAGAGCAUCCACUAUGCUACAGAUAUGAUGGCUUCCCAGUGCUAAGUCUUGACCUGUUUGACCCAGUCGAGGGGCUCCAGACCCCAGCUUCCCGCCUCAAUGCCAGGCACAGCUGUCCCACCAGCCCUGCACCCAUGUUUAGGCGCAGCAAGCAGGAGAUUAAAUCAGCUCAGAAAAUAGCCAAAAAGUACUCAUCCAUCCCCCAGCUAUGGUCUAUGUGCCUCCUCCGCCAUUGUUACGGCCUUUGGUUCAUCUGCCUGCCUGCAUAUGUGAAGGCUUGCCAUUCUAAGGUGCGAGCACUUCAUACUGCCUAUGAUGUCCUCCGUAAGAUGCAGUCCAAAAAGUUGCAGCCACCCGAUGAGGUGUGCUACAGAGUGCUGAUGCAGCUUUGUGGACAAUAUGGUCAGCCUGUCCUUGCUGUCAGGGUCCUCUUUGAGAUGAAGAAAGCUGGAGUCCACCCCAAUGCAAUCACAUACGGCUACUACAACAAGGCAGUGUUGGAGAGCACAUGGCCAACCAGCACGAGAGGAGGCUACUUCUUAUGGAUGAAGUUGCGAAAUGUUGUUCUGGGUGUGGCUCAGUUUAAGCGGUCACUACGGAAACAUGCCCCUCUUACUCAGAGCCCGCUGUCAGAUGGCAGCGAUAUUGAUGCUGUUAGUCAUGGCAGCCUCGAUAGCGCUGCUGACACGACCCUGAACGAGCAGGUCCCUUACACCGCUGAUGCCAUCAAAGUCGAUCCGACUGAUGAUAGAUCUAGUACAGUCGGCCAUGUGGGCAGCAGCGUGGGCGCCAGUGCCCGCUCACGCUGGGGGCGCUCUGAGCACAGAAAACCCACCCCCAAUCCAGGAGAUCAAUCAGAUUUGGGAUAUGAUUCGCUGUCCAAAGAGGAGGUUCGCAGAGGAGACACACAGUUGGGCUCCGUGCCUGACAAGGAUGAUAAGAAAGAGAGUGACUGCAGCUCUUUAUCGGAAACAGAGAGUGCCAAGGGAAGUAAAGACUGUCUUCCUCAGCUGGACAUGGAGAUGAAUUCAUCCUUACAUUCCCACUGCAUUGUUAGAAGAAGCUCUCAAUAUGACAAUUCAAAAUCUAGACCUAAGACCUCCGCAAGCACAGGCCAUGUUGCAGGUCUUCUCUUCACUUCUUCUUUGGAAGAAAUCGGUGAGAUUCAGUCGAAUACCUUGCUCAGGAGACACAAAAGUACUCUGGAAGAAGUUGUCGACUGUGGCUCGGCUUUUGACUGGCGGGUUGUAAGCGGGCCUUAUAUGAGUAGUGACAAAGGUAACAGCUAUAGUCGCAGCACCACCGUCCUUGGUCUGAGUAUGAGGCAGGGGGAACUCGACCCGGUUAAAAUUGCACAUCUAGGACAUCUUGGCGCUGAUGCCAAAAUUCUGUCUAAUACCAAACUUGGUAAGAGCAAGAGGCCUCCGUCAUUGACAUUGAGUGGUUUCGAGGAAACUGCUGUCACAAGAACUUGUAAAGCUGACUCCAGUGAUGAAGACACAAAUAACACAGAGACUAUUUUUGAUUUGGAAGAUUUGGAUUUGGAUAAAACUACCACAAGAACUGGAACGACUUCUCACAAAACCUGCAGAUCUCAUAAGAAUCAUGCUGAAUGCAACCCAGGUUGCUGUGGCAUGAGCAACAUGGCAUCAAGUGGAACUGUGAACCGCACAGACAUUGAGACUGGCGAUGACCCUUUAUCCCUGCUAGCUGCAGCUUCACAGUCAGAGCAGCAAAAGGAGCAUCCGUGCACAGAUGACGACAGCACACCCACUGCCAACCGACAUUUGGCAAGGGAAAUAGAGCUUUAUAUGAAGCACAUGGGGAGCCCACUGAGCAGUCGCACACCAAGCUUGGACCUGCAGGACCCGGCCAGCCCCCUCAUCUUUCACCCUACUUCACGCCAUGUUACCCGGAGAGCUAGCUUACCCCAUAGCUCCCCCUUCAGGACUACAGCAGUGGCACGGUCUCGCACCUUCUAUCCUCCCUCGCCGCCCCAGCCUAUAUUACAUCAAGUGUGGUCAUCACCACCCUGUCACAGCGCUAGCACCACCCCUAGCCCUUGUCCUAGCCCAAGGACUUAUAGGAAGCAGACAAAUAGGAUGCAAGUUGUCACUCCCUCACCAUCCUCCUCCUCUUUUGCUCUUGACACACUGCUGACACCAACGCUGGAUGUUUUCAAAACCAGUGUGUUCUCUGCUGGGAAAGGUGUGGCAGAGAAGGCUAGCCGUUGGUACUCACGUUUGACUACAUACAACACACCAACCAAGGACACACACCGUCUCAGUGUUUGCUCACUCGAUGUUGAGGAUCCCGAUUGCUUCCCUGUUCAAGAUGAGGAGCGCAAAAGAGAGUCAAGGAGCUAUAUGGUUUCCCCACAAAAGAAUGGGCCUCUUGGCCCAAAGGGAUCUGGAAGGAGCCCUUUCCACAGCAGACUAAACAGUCCCACUGCAUCAUCAAGCCUCAAAAGACCAACAACUCUGCUUCCUGAUGUGGGUUCCUCGCGCUACACCAGCAACACCAGCAUCUUCAAUAACUACGCAAUGGAGCUGUUGAUCUCAAGCUGUUCACGCUGUAAGACCUGCGACUGUCUGGUCUACGACGAGGAAAUCAUGGCUGGUUGGACAGCUGAUGACUCCAAUCUAAAUACCAUCUGCCCCUUCUGUGGAAACCCCUUCCUGCCUUUUCUAAACGUGGAGAUUAGGGACACGAGAGGACCCGGCAGGAUGUUCUUAAAGGAAAGCGCGUCAAUGGAUGAGGCGAUGAGCUCUUCAUAUUCUGCCUCAACAGGCUUUGACACAGGGACAUCCACAUUGUCCACCCCUUGUCCCAACACUGCUAUCUCUCCACCCUCCCCUGUAAUAUCUAUUCAUGACUGUUCCGCAAAAUCAAGAACUCUAUCCACCAGAUCUCACGGUCUAUACAUCCCCUCAGAGUGGCGCCUUUGUUCUGGAAUGGCAAUGGCCCGUAGCGUCAGUGCCUUCGCUCCUGGAGAGGAAACAUCCCAAUGCAACCAUUUCUUGCCGAUCUCUGGCAGUUUACCCAGCCGCCUGAACGAGACCACUGACCCUUUGAAUAUGGACUGGCGUCUCCACAACCCUGAGCCAGUGACGGUUCCCUACUUGAGCCCACUGGUGCUGUGGAAGGAGUUGGAGAGCCUUCUGGAGAAUGAGGGUGACCAAGUGAUUACAGAGGCUGACAUGGUGGACCAUCAUCCUAUCAUCUUUUGGAACCUCGUGUGGUACUUUAGGCGGCUGGACUUGCCCAGCAACCUGCCAGGACUCAUUCUCACCUCUGAACACUGCAAUAAGGGGUCCCAGGUCCCUCGUCCGUGGAUGUUAGAGGACAGUAAACAUGUGUUGAUCCAGAUACUGUGGGAUAACUUGAAGCUGCAGCAGGACCCCGUACAGCCUUUUUACAUUCUCUGGAACACGUACAAUGUGGGCUACGCUGUGUCCCGAACCGUUCCAAAAGAGGAGAAGGUGUUCACAGAGGAGCUGCUGCACAGUGUGGUAAAGAGCAUCCAGAGGAAUGAUGUCAGCCGGCCAAUGACUCAUCUACUUGAGCUACAGAACCACACUCUCGGUCUCAAAAGGCAAAGGAGUUUGUACAGAGACCUCCUCUUCCUGUCCCUGGUGGCUCUGGGUAAAGACAACAUUGAUAUCGAUGCCUUCGAUCGAGAGUACAAGCUGGCGUACGACCGCCUGUCACCAAGCCUGGUGAAGCUCACGCGCAACUGCGACCGCCCCCCCAGCACGGGCGUCAUGGAGUGUCGUAGGACGUUUGGCGAACCUUACCUCUAAAGUUCAUCAAGAUGAGCUCAGGAAACCUGCCGUCCUGUUUGUGAAUAAAAAAAAUAUUCACCAUGUAGCCAUCCUCUCAUUUGUACAGGGAUCAUCUCCACUGAGCCUCCUCAAAGAAAGACUGUUACUACGCACCAGAAGAGUAUUUUUCAAGGCAAUAUUUUUCACGAAACAUGGCAUGCAAAUCUAAAAGGAAUGAUAUUUUCAAAUGAAUUCUAUUUAUACAAAGUCAGAUGUAGUUAUUCUAAAGUCAUCUGUUGAUUCUACUGUGGUUGUAGGUGUGUUAGUUAGUUUCUGACAUAUUGAUGGGAAUGUGACUUGAAUAGAAAUGACCACUUAGCCACAAUUCUGAUCUGAGCACCCAAGAUAACAAUUUGUUUACCUUUUGUAACUUUGGUUGAUUGGUACAUCUGGAGUGGGAUUAAUGCACAUCACUUGGGUUUUGGACGCAUUUAUGUUCAGCCCUACCUGUUGGGCGAAUUUGUUCAAUCUGUCAGUUUUGUCCUGCAGAUGGAUGUGCAAGAUCAUCGGCCAAGUCUAGAUCUUCAAGUUGAGAGAACAAAGUCCACUGAAUACCCCUGGGUCUGUCAGUUGUAUUCCGCAUGACCCAGUCUAUGGCAAUCAGGAAGAGAAUGGGGGAAAUAGUACAACCUUGCCGCACACCUGACUUCACAGUGAACCAUGUAGAUAGCUCACAAUGGCGCUGCAUUCAAAGUGACGGUAGAACAUUCCUAUGAGAGUGAUCAGUUUUGGAGAAACUCCAUAGGCCCUAACGAUCUUCCAUAGGGUGUCAACGGUGUAGGCUGUCAAAGGCUUUAUGAAAGUCGAUGAUGUGCAGAGGAGUGUUCCAUUCUACACACUGUUCGAUAAUGUUCCUCAGAGAGGAGAUCUGGUCUAUGCAGAUUUUGUUCUUUCUUCAAUUCUUUGCCAGGUGUUAACCAUUCUUUGUUCCCUCUCUUUCUAUAACCCAAGACUUUGGUGGCUGCCCCUACGUAAGACUUUUUGAUGUUCUCCCACCUGGGUGUCCAACUAUUCGUCUGCAGGUUUGGCAAGAGCAGUGAAACGCUUCUUCAGUUCCAGGUAGAACUCUUUGUUGAUCUUAGGGCAUCUUAGUUUGGCUACAUCAAGAUGUUUCCUACGUUGACUCCGCUUUUGCGCUGUCCUUAGUUUCAGCUUAAUAAUGGCUGUUAAAAGCCAGUGGUCACGGUUGCCAACUGCUCCACGAUAAACUCAAACAUGUUGGAAAGACCUGUGCCACUUUCCGUUGAUCAAGAUGUGAUCGAUCUGGUUGUUGGUGGAACCGUCAUGUGUUUUCCAUGUGAGUUUAUGGAUAGUUUUGUGUGGAAAGAUGGUACCACCGAUGGCACAGUUGUUGGUCAUGCAGAAGUCAACAAGAUGCUCGCCAUUGUCGUUCAUCACACCGCGCCCGUGCUUCCCCAUAGCUCUCUCACAGUCUGUGUUAUCAGCUCCCACCUUGGUGUUGAUGUCACCCAUGAUCACUACCAUGUCAUGCAGAGGAACUUUAGAGACUUGUAGCUUCUCACUGAUCUUUUUCCUCUGCCUUCGCUUCAUUGGUUGGUGCAUAGCAUUGAAUGAUGGCGAGCUUACAGUGCAUGGAGUUGAAGCGGGCUCUGAUCAGCCUGUCGCUGAGGGGUUCCCAGUCCAGCAAGGUGUUGACCUUCUCCUUUGAGACUAUGAGGGCCACGGCGCGCAUGUGUUGAUCGGAGUGCCCAGAGUGCAGGAUAACUGUGCCAUCGCUCAUCCCCUGGUGUCCAGAACCGGUCUAUCAGCAUUCACAUAUUCCCAGGAUGUCCAACCUGUUCCUUCUCAUUUCACUCGUGACCUGAGCUGUUUUGGAUGUGUAGAACAUGGUACGGACAUUCCAUGCACCCAGGCGGAUCGUAGUUUUGGGUCCCUGUAGGCUACCUAGCAUGCUGCUGACUUCCUGUUAAAGGCUUUCAUCAGGGGCGGUCAUACUGCCAAUAGGUUGGCUAGAGCCUACUGUGAGGUCCAUGGUAGUAUAGUUUGGAGAAGUUUCCAUAACGGUCGUGUCUUUUUACGGGGUGGGGUUGUUGGCCCCACGUCCCACCCCCAACCUGGAGGACCAGGUGCUGUUUUUUGUCUGGAGUCUAACUGGAAUACCUGCCCGACAUAGUUGACAAGUUGCUGGGGGCAGAGACCCCGUCGGUAUAGCUACCCGGGUCACAGAGACAUGCAAGGUUCCCCACCAUGACAAGGUAACCGCACAAGAGGAACGGAAAAAAAAGAGAUUUUAGGGCCUAAUAAUGAAUUGCUAUUUUAUCUUGUUUUAUGAAUGAAUUUAGUUUGCUGCAUAAUUUCAAGAAAUAUCUUCUCUCCAUUUUAUUUAUAGAAUUGUGUUUUUUAGAAAUGCUGACAUACUAUAUGUAGAGCAGCAAACAGAGACAACAAACAGAUGAAAGAAAUCUUUAGAUUUUUUUUUUAAUUAGCACAUUACAGCCAUGUGUAGACGAGAAGGGUCUGAUUGACUUGAUCCCCAAUAUCAGGGGCUUAAUUGCAGAGAUGAAAAAAAUUUAGUCAUAGGUGAUACGGCAUGACUCCUUGUGAAUGGCCCGAAGUCAGCCUUCUCAAUCACUCAAAAGUUCCAGAAUUUGUCCCAAUGGCCUCUCAUUUUGCCUGCGUUUAUGCACAGCGGCGUUAUUUGCACACAUUGAUUGACAUGUGCAAGCCAAUAGUAUAUGACAUGACACCCAAGAAUCAACUUACAGUGUAUCCACAAAUGCCGCUGCCGUAUUAGAUGGGGCAAAAUAGAGCAGGCAGUAAAGAUGCCAUAUUGUUUUGCUGCUUGGAAAUGUACUGUACCAACUGUUUUACACUCCUAGCAAGAUCUUAGACAAUUAACUCUGACUUUUGAUUGUAUUGGCAAAACAAAUACAAUUUGCUGACUUAAUACUCGGAAUAAGUACAUUUACAGGAAUAAAACUGUGAAUUCCCACAUCUGGCCUAUUAAAUGAAAUUGCCCCAAGGUAACUGCUCUGUUGUGAGUUACCUACCUUAACGUUUCUAAAACUGUAGCUUUCUCAAAGGUAAAGAAAUGUGAAAGCAAAAAUACUACAAUAUUUGUAAUCACCAUAACAGUGUUAUAUAUCGGUAGCUGUCACAUUUUACAGCACAUAUGGUACCAGUAUGUUGGUUUGGGGCUGACUUCUAUCAUAUCCAUUAAUAAUCAUCAGAUUCAACUUUCCAUGUUGUCGAUGUAUUUUUACUGUGUGAAAGGGUGAAUGAGCUGACGCAUUGGAGCAACAGGCCAAGCUGGUCAAGACUUUGUAUAUAGUGUUAGUUUCACACCCAUGUGCAUAUCCAUCUAAAAUGUAUUUUAAAAAGGGAAUGACCGAAUUAAAAAAAAAAAUGCACCAGUGAGCCACCACCAGUGGUCCUAAGACUGCACAGAGAACCAAAUGACUCGCAUUCGGUUAAAGUCUGGCAAUAUGAAUUAUAAGUAGCUGAAAAAUCUUGCAUAAUGGAAGUAACCUCUUAUUAUGCAUGUCUUUAGUGUUAUGGUGGUUGAAGGAAGCCCUCAUGUCAAGAGAAGGUCUUAUGAAAGUCAACCACAUGGAAGAACAAAUUGUUUAAAGUGCUGCACCUUUGCCCAUAAAAAAGUGGGCUGAUUUUAACUUGAACUAGCUCACUGAUGGCAACAGUUUGGGAAAGCUGACAUUGUUCAUCUGUAAAAUGGAAAAUGUGUAAAGGAAUGACUCAACAAGCUACAUUUUGAUGUUUUGUUUGAAAAACAUAUAUAUACAGUAUGUAAGUAAGAGUUAUUCACACUUGUGCCGAGUGUGGUGAUGGUUCUGUGAAGGACCACGCAUUCAGGGCUCUUUGAAUUUAAAUAAAGUCAUAUAAUCUCA